UGAUUAAGAGACGCAGAUCGUGUUUUACUUUAUUUUUGCCGCGUCGUCAUAAAUGAGGCAAAAUCCAGUAUCACGCCAUCGCCGUUACUUUUGCUCUUCGUCGCCGCAUCGGCCACGCGCUCUUGCUUCCACGCGCUCUGCAGCGCGAUCUGCGGCGAGCAGCAGUUGUUGAGUCGCUGCCCUAGCCGCGAACGCGUCGCAGUCGUAUUCCAAUCAGCUCAUUAAAAAACGUCGGUCAAAGAGCUCCAGUGCCAAAGUGAACCAAUUAUUGCAUUUCUUCCAAUUGUUAUUAAAGAAUAUAUUUUUUUUCGCGAAUUUUGGUAAACUAGUCAGAUAUGGAUCGUUCCCGUGUGCCUUUAUUUCCAAGUCCCUACCAGAGGAGGCCCUGGAUGGUUGAUAGCGGAGCUGCGGCGGCAAGUGGCUCGAAUGGCAUAAAAGGCAUUAUUGCCGGUGGUAUUACGGGCGGAAUUGAGAUCUGUAUCACCUACCCCACCGAGUACGUAAAGACGCAGCUGCAGCUGGACGAGAAGGGGGCCAAUAAACGAUAUAACGGCAUUGCCGAUUGUGUGAAGAAGACAGUGAAUCAACGUGGGUUUUUCGGACUUUAUCGUGGCCUCAGCGUCCUGCUUUACGGCAGCAUACCGAAGUCGGCAGCCAGGUUUGGCGCCUUUGAAUUCCUGCGCUCAAAAGCGGUUGAUUCACAGGGCUACCUGAGCAAUUCCGGGAAACUGCUGUGUGGUCUGGGCGCUGGCAUUUGUGAGGCUGUCGUUGCCGUGACGCCCAUGGAAACGAUCAAGGUGAAGUUCAUCAAUGAUCAGCGCAGUGCAAAUCCCAAGUUCAAAGGCUUCGCCCAUGGCGUCAGCGAGAUAGUUAAAGCGGAGGGCAUCGGUGGCAUUUACAAGGGUCUUUCGGCAACGAUAUUGAAGCAGGGUUCCAACCAAGCCAUUCGCUUCUUUGUCAUGGAAUCUCUGAAGGAGCUAUACAAGGGCGAUGAUCCAAAGAAACCAGUACCCAAGUUGUUGGUGGGCACGUUUGGUGCCAUUGCUGGCGCCGCCUCUGUAUUUGGCAAUACGCCCUUGGAUGUGGUCAAGACACGUAUGCAGGGCCUUGAAGCGUCCAAGUACAAAAAUACGGCGGAUUGUGCAAUGCAAAUAUUCCGCAAUGAGGGUGCUGCGGCGUUCUACAAGGGCACAGUGCCACGACUCGGCCGUGUGUGCCUGGAUGUCGCCAUCACGUUUAUGAUCUACGAUUCAUUUAUGGAGGUAUUCAACUCUAUUUGGAAAGAUUAGAUGUAGAAGUAAUGUUUAGUUAUGGUCAAACAUUAAUUUGGUAUAGUUUUCAUUUAUUCAAUGAACAUUUUUGCUGCAGACGUGAGAAGCGUAUAUAUUAAAAAUUUUAAGCCAGAAGGAUUUCGCAACGAAUUGUAAAUAGAAAAUAAAACGCGACGUAUUGUGUGGAGCUCUUA
This is a messenger RNA of Drosophila hydei, 1465 nucleotides long. It is a transcript of the gene sea, whose product is annotated as putative tricarboxylate transport protein, mitochondrial. The coding region runs from base 336 to 1289 and encodes 317 amino acids. The record is from RefSeq and is a predicted model, not a curated record. Gene Ontology annotation, biological process: mitochondrial citrate transmembrane transport. NCBI's taxonomy places the organism in Eukaryota, Metazoa, Arthropoda, Insecta, Diptera, Drosophilidae. The transcript is spliced from 5 exons.